UGUCACGCCUGUUUUGGGGGAUGGAAAAAUAUCACUUGUGACUUUCAACACAAUCCCACUGCAGACUUUACAUUCUUUCAUCUGAAUCUGGGACACUGACAUUUACGAACCAUCAUUCCAUCGGCUUCAUCUUCUUCAGAAGAAGCUUCCCUUCAGCUGAGGGAGACAUGACUGGGGCAGAGAGCUUCAUCCUCAUUGGCUGCCUGCUGCAAGGGGCCCUGUGCAGUACCUGGUCAGCCUGGAUGCCUCAGAACAUACAAGCUCUGCAUGGAUCCUGUGUGCUGAUUCCCUGCACAUUCCAGAUUCCAUCUGACCAGUCAAAAAAUCUGAAAAAGCCAAUCGGAAUAUGGAGGAUAAAUACAAAGACAGGAAAUUAUGUGUUUUCAUCUAAUAAAACAUUUAAAAAUGACAUCCAAGGAAAGAUAAUCGGAAGAUUAACAAAGAAAAACUGCACCACAGUCCUGAAUAAUAUUACAAAGGACCGGACUGAUGGUUAUUUCCUUAGGAUUGAAGGCACCGGUAACCUUAAGUAUAAUUUUGAUGAGAAAGUGAAAAUUGAUGUAAAAGACUCUCCACCCAGCCCCCAGAUCACCAUAAACAGGGACAUGGUGAAGGAGGGGGGCUCUGUGACUCUGAGGGAGGGGGACUCUGUGACUCUGAGGGAGGGGGGCUCUGUGACUCUAAGGGAGGGGGACUCUGUGACUCUGAGGGAGGGGGACUCUGUGACUCUGACCUGUUCGGCUCCAGCUCCCUGUCCAUCACUCCCCCCGUCUCUGUCAUGGACCCCCAGGCUGAGUGACAGUAUCACUGUAUUUCAGGAGAAUGAUGAUCACACUAAACAUGUAUCUUCUGUUAUGAACUUUACUGCCUCACAUCUCCACCAUAAGGAGGAAGUCAAAUGUACAGCAGUUUACAGUCUCCAAGCCAACAACAGUGAGAGGACAUCCCACACAAAUGUGACUCUCAAUGUUCAGUAUUCUCCUAAAAACACUUCGGUGUUAAAUGGAAAAGACCGGAGUCUAACCUGCAACAGUGAUGCCAACCCAGCAGUGAACAAUUACACCUGGUAUAAAGUGACUGGGAGUGAAAUUAAAGUUGUUUCACACAGACAGAACCUCACCUGUAAUAUCACUGAGGUCAGUGGACAGUAUUACUGUCAGGCUCGGAAUAAACACGGCCUGCAGAAUUCAAGCACUGUGCAGCUCGACAGUGAAUACUCUCCACCCAGCCCCCAGAUCACCAUAAACAGGGACAUGGUGAAGGAGGGGGGCUCUGUGACUCUGAGGGAGGGGGACUCUGUAAAUCUGACCUGUUCGGCUCCAGCUCCCUGUCCAUCACUCCCCCCGUCUCUGUCAUGGACCCCCAGGCUGAGUGACAGUAUCACUGUAUUUCAGGAGAAUGAUGAUCACACUAAACAUGUAUCUUCUGUUAUGAACUUUACUGCUUCAUAUCUCCACCAUAAGCAGGAAGUCAAAUGUACAGCAGUUUACAGGCUCCAAGCCAACAACAGAGAGAGGACAUCCUACACAAAUGUGACUCUCAAUGUUCAGUAUUCUCCUAAAAACACUUCGGUGUUAAUUGGAAAAGACCGGAGUCUAACCUGCAGCAGUGAUGCCAACCCAGCAGUGAACAAUUACACCUGGUAUAGAGUGACUGGGAGUGAAAUUAAAGUUGUUUCACACAGACAGAACCUCACCUGUAAUAUCACUGAGGUCAGUGGACAGUAUUACUGUCAGGCUCGGAAUGAACACGGCCUGCAGAAUUCAAGCACUGUGCAGCUCGACUGUGAAUAUGUCAAAGCUCCGCCCACUUUGAUUGGCGCUGCAGCAGGGGCUGCUGGGAUGAUUCUCACCUGCAUCUUACUGACAAUUAUUCUCAAGAAAAGCUGCAUCAGACGGAAUCAUGGCAGUAAGAUACAGGAAAUGGGAAAAUUAACUUCGACAAUCCAGUGUGAAAAUGACAGUGCUGAGCUGCUCUAUGCCAGCAUUGACCACAGCGGAUUGACUGAACAGGGAACAGGAACCAUCCGAGGGAGCUCACAGAGCACUGAGUACGCAGAGGUCAAGCUUAAUACUCGGAAAGAGCAGGGAGGCACAGAGGAGAAGUCUGAGGCCCAGCAAGAACAGGAGUAGCAUGUCAGUGUCUUGGGGAUCGAUCCUGAACCCAGUGAUAAGAGGAAGGAAUCCCAGGAACCUGGUAGUGGGGAUGUGUCUGGAUGUGGCUUCAGAACCCCGGAAUCUACAGAGACCAAGAAGAGGAUAAUUGAAAUUGGGGUGAAACAAGAGACCAUGGAGGACAGGAAGAGCUCAGGGCUGGAUGAUCUGCUUUACACACCUGAACCAAAGGAGGAAGCAACAUAUGCGAACAUCUGCCGUCAGCUGGGCACCAAAGGUCUAGAUAAGAGGUAGCAACUGGGAGGCCAGCGGUGCCUAUGAUAGUCAGCAAGGUGAUCUUGCCAUUUUUAAUCCACUGAUUUCAGAAGAGAAGGGAGUGAUGCAGUGAUGAAGCAGGUUAACAAUCUGCAGUAUAAAAUCCAUCACAGCUGGAUUAUGGUAUUCAUACAUUGGCAGUGAACUGUACUUAUACUGUAUGUGUCUUCUGAAAAAUAAUUUUGAGAUGUGAAAGAAACAGUUUGUCUGAUUUAUUCGUGCUAAUCGUAAUACAUUUUAUGCAAAACCUUGUUCCAGUUUUAUUGUUUUACUGUCAUGUUUAUAGAGCAAUAAUUUUUUGUAGUUGUUGUGCCACAUGCUGUGAACCAGCUGGAACCAACCGUUGGAGUUUCAUGAUUCAGAACAGAAAUUUAAAUAACCACAAAAACAGGAAGUGACGGCAGUUAAUGUGCUCCACCUAUAUAAACACUAAGACAGCACAGCUUGCUAUGGAGUGUAGUUUGUUUUUUCCCCCUGCAUGUAUUUAAUAUUGAUGGGUGGUGCAAUGGGGUGGCAUGGUGCUACAGUCAUUAGCACUGUCACCUCCCUCCUCUAGGACCAGCAUUUAAGUCUCUGCCAAGGCUCCAUAUGUGUGGUGUUUGCAUGUUCUCCCCAUGUCGUCGUGGGGUUUCCUCCGGGUACUCUGGUUUCAAGAACAUGCUGAGGCUGAUUGGAGUUACUAAAUUGCCCGUAGGAGUGCAUGUGUGAGUGAAUGGUGUGUGAGUGAGUGGUGUGUGAGUGAAUGGUAUGUGAGUGAAUGGUGUGUGAGUGAGUGGUGUGUGAGUGAAUGGUGUGUGAGUGAAUGGUGUGUGACUGAGUGGUGUGUGAGUAUGUGGUGUGUGAGUGAAUGGUGUGUGAGUGUGUGGUGUGUGAGUGUGUGGUGUGUGAGUGAGUGGUGUGUGAGUGAGUGGUGUGUGAGUCAGUGGUGUGUGAGUGUGUGGUGUGUGAGUGAGUGGUGUGUGAGUGAGUGGUGUGUGAGUGAAUGGUGUGUGAGUGAAUGGUGUGUGACUGAGUGGUGUGUGAGUGAAUGGUGUGUGAGUGAAUGGUGUGUGAGUGAGUGGUGUGUGAGUGUGUGGUGUGUGAGUGAGUGGUGUGUGAGUGAAUGGUGUGUGAGUGUGUGGUGUGUGAGUGAAUGAUGUGUGAGUGUGUGCAUGUGUGAGUGAGUGGUGUGUGAGUGAAUGGUGUGUGAGUGAAUGGUGUGUGACUGAGUGGUGUGUGAGUGAGUGGUGUGUAAGUAUGUGGUGUGUGUGUGAAUGGUGUGUGAGUGUGUGGUGUGUGAGUGAGUAGUGUGUGAGUGAGUGGUGUGUGAGUGAGUAGUGUGUGGUGUGUGAGUGAGUGGUGUGUGAGUGGUGUGUGAGUGUGUGAGUCAGUGGUGUGUGAGUGAAUGGUGUGUGAGUGAGUGGUGUGUGAGUGAAUGGUGUGUGAGUGUGUGGUGUGUGAGUGAAUGAUGUGUGAGUGAGUGGUGUGUGAGUGAGUGGUGUGUGAGUGUGUGGUGAGUGAGUGGUGUGUGAGUGAGUGGUGUGUGAGUGAGUGGUGCGUGUGUGAAUGGUGUGUGAGUGAGUGGUGUGUGAGUGAGUGGUGUGUGAGUGUGUGGUGUGUGAGUGAAUGAUGUGUGAGUGUGUGCAUGUGUGAGUGAGUGGUGUGUGAGUGUGUGGUGUGUGAGUGAAUGAUGUGUGAGUGUGUGCAUGUGUGAGUGAGUAGUGUGUGAGUGAGUAGUGUGUGAGUGUGUGGUGUGUGAGUGAGUGGUGUGUGAGUGAGUGGUGUGUGAGUGAGUGGUGUGUGAGUGUGGUGUGUGAGUGAGUGGUGUGUGAGUGAGUAGUGAGUGAGUGGUGUGUGAGUGUGUGGUGUGUGAGUGAGUGGUGUGUGAGUGAGUGGUGUGUGAGUGAAUGGUGUGUGAGUGAGUGGUGUGUGAGUGAGUGGUGUGUGAGUGAGUGGUGUGUGAGUGUGUGGUGUGUGAGUGAAUGAUGUGUGAGUGAGUGGUGUGUGAGUGAGUGGUGUGUGAGUGUGUGGUGUGUGAGUGAAUGAUGUGUGAGUGAAUGGUGUGUGAGUGAGUGGUGUGUGAGUGAAUGGUGUGUGAGUGAAUGGUGUGUGACUGAGUGGUGUGUGAGUAUGUGGUGUGUGAGUGAAUGGUGUGUGAGUGAAUGGUGUGUGAGUGUGUGGUGUGUGAGUGUGUGGUGUGUGAGUGAGUGGUGUGUGAGUGAGUGGUGUGUGAGUCAGUGGUGUGUGAGUGACUGGUGUGUGAGUGUGUGGUGUGUGAGUGAGUGGUGUGUGAGUGAAUGGUGUGUGACUGAGUGGUGUGUGAGUGAAUGGUGUGUGAGUGAAUGGUGUGUGAGUGAAUGGUGUGUGAGUGUGUGGUGUGUGAGUGAGUGGUGUGUGAGUGAGUGGUGUGUGAGUCAGUGGUGUGUGAGUGAGUGGUGUGUGAGUGUGUGGUGUGUGAGUGAGUGGUGUGUGAGUGUGUGGUGUGUGAGUGAGUGGUGUGUGAGUGAAUGGUGUGUGAGUGUGUGGUGUGUGAGUGAAUGAUGUGUGAGUGUGUGCAUGUGUGAGUGAGUGGUGUGUGAGUGAAUGGUGUGUGAGUGAAUGGUGUGUGACUGAGUGGUGUGUGAGUGAGUGGUGUGUGAGUAUGUGGUGUGUGUGUGAAUGGUGUGUGAGUGAGUGGUGUGUGAGUCAGUGGUGUGUGAGUGACUGGUGUGUGAGUGUGUGGUGUGUGAGUGAGUAGUGUGUGGUGUGUGAGUGAGUGGUGUGUGAGUGUGUGGUGUGUGAGUGAAUGAUGUGUGAGUGUGUGCAUGUGUGAGUGAGUAGUGUGUGAGUGAGUAGUGUGUGAGUGAGUGGUGUGUGAGUGAAUGGUGUGUGAGUGUGUGUGUGGUGUGUGAGUGAGUGGUGUGUGAGUGAGUAGUGAGUGAGUGGUGUGUGAGUGUGUGGUGUGUGAGUGAGUGGUGUGUGAGUGAAUGGUGUGUGAGUGAGUGGUGUGUGAGUGAGUGGUGUGUGAGUGAGUAGUGUGUGAGUGUGUGGUGUGUGAGUGAAUGAUGUGUGAGUGAGUGGUGUGUGAGUGAGUGGUGUGUGAGUGUGUGGUGUGUGAGUGAAUGAUGUGUGAGUGAAUGGUGUGUGAGUGAGUGGUGUGUGAGUGAAUGGUGUGUGAGUGAAUGGUGUGUGACUGAGUGGUGUGUGAGUAUGUGGUGUGUGAGUGAAUGGUGUGUGAGUGAAUGGUGUGUGAGUGUGUGGUGUGUGAGUGUGUGGUGUGUGAGUGAGUGGUGUGUGAGUGAGUGGUGUGUGAGUCAGUGGUGUGUGAGUGACUGGUGUGAGUGUGUGGUGUGUGAGUGAGUGGUGUGUGAGUGAAUGGUGUGUGAGUGAAUGGUGUGUGACUGAGUGGUGUGUGAGUGAAUGGUGUGUGAGUGAAUGGUGUGUGAGUGAAUGGUGUGUGAGUGUGUGGUGUGUGAGUGAGUGGUGUGUGAGUGAGUGGUGUGUGAGUCAGUGGUGUGUGAGUGAGUGGUGUGUGAGUGUGUGGUGUGUGAGUGAGUGGUGUGUGAGUGUGUGGUGUGUGAGUGAGUGGUGUGUGAGUGAAUGGUGUGUGAGUGUGUGGUGUGUGAGUGAAUGAUGUGUGAGUGUGUGCAUGUGUGAGUGAGUGGUGUGUGAGUGAAUGGUGUGUGAGUGAAUGGUGUGUGACUGAGUGGUGUGUGAGUGAGUGGUGUGUGAGUAUGUGGUGUGUGUGUGAAUGGUGUGUGAGUGAGUGGUGUGUGAGUCAGUGGUGUGUGAGUGACUGGUGUGUGAGUGUGUGGUGUGUGAGUGAGUAGUGUGUGUGAGUGGUGUGUGAGUGUGUGGUGUGUGAGUGAGUGGUGUGUGAGUGAAUGGUGUGUGAGUGUGUGGUGUGUGAGUGAAUGAUGUGUGAGUGUGUGCAUGUGUGAGUGAGUGGUGUGUGAGUGAAUGGUGUGUGAGUGAAUGGUGUGUGACUGAGUGGUGUGUGAGUGAGUGGUGUGUGAGUAUGUGGUGUGUGUGUGAAUGGUGUGUGAGUGAGUGGUGUGUGAGUCAGUGGUGUGUGAGUGACUGGUGUGUGAGUGUGUGGUGUGUGAGUGAGUAGUGUGUGGUGUGUGAGUGAGUGGUGUGUGAGUGUGUGAGUCAGUGGUGUGUGAGUGUGUGGUGUGUGAGUGAGUGGUGUGUGAGUGAGUGGUGUGUGAGUGAAUGGUGUGUGAGUGUGUGGUGUGUGAAUGAAUGAUGUGUGAGUGAGUGGUGUGUGAGUGAGUGGUGUGUGGUGAGUGAGUGGUGUGUGAGUGAGUGGUGUGUGUGUGAAUGGUGUGUGAGUGUGUGGUGUGUGAGUGAGUGGUGUGUGAGUGAGUGGUGUGUGAGUGUGUGGUGUGUGAGUGAAUGAUGUGUGAGUGAGUGGUGUGUGAGUGAGUGGUGUGUGAGUGUGUGGUGUGUGAGUGAAUGAUGUGUGAGUGUGUGCAUGUGUGAGUGAGUAGUGUGUGAGUGAGUAGUGUGUGAGUGAGUGGUGUGUGAGUGAAUGGUGUGUGAGUGAGUGUGUGGUGUGUGAGUGAGUGGUGUGUGAGUGAGUGGUGUGUGAGUGAGUAGUGUGUGAGUGUGGUGUGUGAGUGAGUGGUGUGUGAGUGAGUAGUGAGUGAGUGGUGUGUGAGUGAGUGGUGUGUGAGUGAGUGGUGUGUGAGUGUGUGGUGUGUGAGUGAAUGAUGUGUGAGUGUGUGCAUGUGUGAGUGAGUGGUGUGUGAGUGAGUGGUGUGUGAGUGUGUGGUGUGUGAGUGAAUGAUGUGUGAGUGUGUGCAUGUGUGAGUGAGUAGUGUGUGAGUGAGUGGUGUGUGAGUGAAUGGUGUGUGAGUGAAUGGUGUGUGAGUGAGUGGUGUGUGAGUGCCCUCUGAUGGGUUGGCCCCCCGUCCUGAGCUGUUCCCUGCCUCGUGCCCAUAGGCUCCAGACCCCCCAUGACCCUGAAUAGGAUAACAGAUGGUGGUAUGUGCUACUGGCUUGUUCAGUUUCUUUGGUCGCACUUGCUUGGUGUAUUUUGGGUUGACUCACUUGGAUAUUUUGGUUGAGUUCGGUUAAUUUGUUGUUAAUUAUAUCAGCAUUGCAAUGGGCACACAUUACAAUGGUGACAUCAUGAAAGGAUGUGAUGUAAGAAAGAUUUUGAAAUAUCAGAAUUCAUUAAAAUGUUGUGAACACCA
Messenger RNA from Brienomyrus brachyistius, 7588 nucleotides. RefSeq names its product B-cell receptor CD22-like. NCBI's taxonomy places the organism in Eukaryota, Metazoa, Chordata, Actinopteri, Osteoglossiformes, Mormyridae. The transcript has 12 exons. The coding region runs from base 168 to 2132 and encodes 654 amino acids. The record is from RefSeq and is a predicted model, not a curated record.